AUGCCUGCCCAGCAGAAAGCACUCAUCGUCCGGUACAAACAGGGUCCGUUUGUCAUCCGAGCCGUCGACAUACCGACCCCCGGCUUUGGCGAGUUGCUUGUGAAAGUCGAAUCUUCCGCCUUAAACCCCGUAGAUUGGAAGAUGCAAACGCGCGGCAUCUUCAUCACGGAGUAUCCUGCUGUCCUGGGCCUGGACGCUGCUGGUAUUGUGGUAGGGUUUGGAAGGAGAGUAUCUGGAUUCGCUAUCGGCGACAGAGUGUUUACCGAGGGCGCGUUCGAUAACGCUCAUGCCACCUUCCAGCAAUAUAUUCUUGCUGACGCUGACAUCACAGCAAAGGUAUGCACCCAACAUGCUAUGUGUCCCUGCUUACCCCUUCGAUGA
Sparassis crispa is the source of this 381-nucleotide messenger RNA. RefSeq lists its product as hypothetical. The transcript has 2 exons. The record is from RefSeq and is a predicted model, not a curated record. Lineage: Eukaryota; Fungi; Basidiomycota; Agaricomycetes; Polyporales; Sparassidaceae. Gene Ontology annotation, molecular function: oxidoreductase activity, acting on NAD(P)H. Bases 1 to 381 code for a protein of 126 amino acids.